Messenger RNA from Talaromyces atroroseus, 1815 nucleotides. RefSeq lists its product as hypothetical. Gene Ontology annotation, cellular component: nucleus. Lineage: Eukaryota; Fungi; Ascomycota; Eurotiomycetes; Eurotiales; Trichocomaceae. The record is from RefSeq and is a predicted model, not a curated record. Gene Ontology annotation, molecular function: transcription cis-regulatory region binding; DNA-binding transcription factor activity, RNA polymerase II-specific; zinc ion binding. The coding region runs from base 1 to 1815 and encodes 604 amino acids. The transcript has 2 exons. Gene Ontology annotation, biological process: positive regulation of transcription by RNA polymerase II.
AUGUCCGCCGGUCAACGGAGCAAAAAUGGAUGCUGGACGUGUCGAACACGCCGAAAGAAGUGCGAUGAGGGCAGUCCUCCUUGCGGAAAUUGCGAGGCUAGAGGCUUGUUCUGCCACGGAUAUGGGCCUAAACCGCCCUGGAAGGAUAGGGGAGAGAAAGAGCGAGAUGAGGCUCGGCAACUUCACAUGCAAACACGAUCACGAAGAACCCAAUUAUUGACGUCGCAAAGUAGUAGCAGUAGCUCUCCUGCUUUGGCCUCCUUUCUUAGGCCUUCGCCUGAUUCUGCGGUUGCAUGUGAAGGAGAGCUUUCUAGACCCUGUCUCUCUCCUUCAGAUGAUCUGCCUAAUAUAGGGAACUUUGGGGGGCUAGGUAUGUCCGGCGACUUCUGGGGGCCACCAGUACUCGCUACUGAUAUCCUUUUUACUUCGAGCUCUGAUGAAUUCAAUAAUGGCGCUGUGGAAUUACCUAUUGUCCCUCAGUCCGGGCCGGGACUAAUAUGUUUUCCCUCGAGGACGAGUAACGAGCAAGCGGCCAACAGCGAGCACGAAUUACGUUAUUUGAUGCAUUUCAUGGGGGAUACAUUUUCUUUGUUACACUCUGGUUAUCAACCUACAUCUCUCAUGAAGCGCAGUUGGCUUCUCUUGCUACUUAUGCGAUCCGCUCCUUUUUAUUACGCAUCCCUUAGUAUGAGCGCCUACCACGAAUCUCACCAACUCUCCAAUUUCUCUAAUCCAGACGUGAACGGCAUACCUUAUCAAGAUUAUCAAACCUAUCGAACUUUAGCUAUUCGUCGCCUUGCUGACUUGCGAGAAGCCCAUCAAUCAUCGGCCCCUGCAUUCCGGCUUGCUGAAGAAGAAAUGAUUUGCUUCGUCCAACUUGCCAUAUUGGAGGCAUUAGGUGAUAAUUCCCAAGACUGUCGACUGUACCUCUCAUCUGCUCUGAAAUCCCUUUAUGACAAUGCCUUUUUCGAGCAUGAAAACCAACUACUCGUAACCCAACGACCUUCCAGUCAUUCUGCUUCUCAGCCUUUUCAGACACCGGACUUGAUCUGCCGUUCAUCGCCGAUGGAGCGCGAGGCCUUAGAAUUUUACAGAUCUCUUCUUGUGUGGAACGAUAUACUUUCUUGCUCAUUAAAUGCCACGGAGCCGUCUAACACAUCGGCCUAUCAGGUCAUUCUUCGUGACGAUCAUUUGAGUUUCAAGUUUGAAGAGGUAGUUUCCUGUCAGAGUUGGAUCCUGUGUAGCAUUCUGGAUGCCACCCAGUUAUCCAAUUGGAAGAGAGAACAAGAGGCGCAGGGUCAUCUGAGUGUACGAGGCCUGGUAGGGCGAUCGGAAAAAAUCGAGUCCGUGCUAGAACAAGGUAUUCAGAAGCUCGCUGAGCUCGUCGGUCAAGAUCCUCCUCCGUCUAAUCUACUAUCCUCGCAUGUGCAUAGCUACAUUUUCGCCCACGCUGUUCUAGUUCAUUUGAAUACCAUUGUCUCAGGAUACUCACCUGGCGUACCAGAAAUCCAGCAAGCAAUGGACCGAGCAAUUGCCGCUUGGGAUACUCAUCCAUCACUGACAGAUCUCCGACUUCUCGCUUGGCCUUUCUAUGUGACAGCCGUUCUCUGUCUAGGCUCACAGAGACAGCAGUUUCGCCAGCUUAUUGCAGACGCUUCCAAGAAGGCUGGAUAUCUACAGAGUACUUUGCCAAAGUUGAAUUCGAUAGUGGAGGAUGUUUGGAGGAAAGUAGACACGUCAGUCAUGAGAAAGGAUAAAUUCUCUAGUUAUAUCAAACCACUACACAACCAGCAUUUAAAUGUUUUCUUCUUUUAA